ACAUAGGCAAAAGCCCUAUUGCACUCACUAACACUACCGUCAGUUAUAAAGCGUUAGCGAACCUUUUCCUCGUUGCUACACCCUGUACCGUAAUCUGUAUCUGACACUAGCGUGUAGCGUUUGUAAGAAAAAGUGAAACCGCAAGAAAAUUUUUGUGAAAACGUAAACGUUUAAAAGACACAGUAAAUCCGCAUCACAGCUUGCGAAAUAUACCGGAAUGGUUGCCCAAAAAGCGCUGAAAGCAACCGAACAGGCGGACAAAGAUGGUGAGAGCGUUUCUGGAAGGCAAUCCGUGAAAGCCGUACCAGCGAGUACCAACGCCAUCAGCAAUAUUGUGCCGGGUGCCGCAGAGCAUCCAAAGGGCGAUGAUACCGAGGAAAAGUUCGUCAUUGGAGCCGAGUAUAUGGUACAGCGACAAGAUGGCUCCUGGCACCAGGCUCAACUCAUUCAAAGUCGACAGAAUUCUUGCGAUCCAAAACAGUACGAGUAUUACAUUCACUACGAAGGCUUGAAUCGGCGUCUGGACCAGUGGGUUUCCAAGGAUCGCAUUUCACUGGCACCAACGAGUGCAGGGGACAAAAAACCAUCUGGUCCAGGGAAAACUCCUGUGGUUCAGGACUACAACGGAAAAAGUCCAUUAACCGGAUUAUCUGGAAACGCGAAAGAUUCACCGAAAGUUGGCAAACCAAUCGGUGAGAUAGAUAUUGCAGAUGGUGAUCCGGAUAGGAAAAUAACGCGCAAUCAGAAGAGGCGUCAUGAUGAGAUUAAUCAUGUACAAAAGACAUACGCCGAGAUGGAUCCGACCACCGCUGCUCUCGAAAAAGAACACGAAGCUAUUACCAAGGUAAAGUACAUUGAUAAGUUACGUUUUGGAAAAUAUGAGAUCGACACCUGGUACUUUUCUCCUUAUCCGGAGGAGUAUGGCAAAGUUGGGACUUUAUACGUGUGUGAAUAUUGUCUACGAUAUAUGCGCCUUUCUAAGACCCUGCAGCACCACAAAACUACAUGUAGCAGACGGCAACCGCCGGGCAACGAAAUCUACCGUAAGGGUACAGUAUCUAUUUUUGAAAUCGACGGAAAGGAUCACCGUUUCUACUGUCAGACGCUUUGCUUGAUGGCGAAACUAUUCUUAGACCACAAAACUCUCUAUUACGAUGUCGAUCCAUUCUUCUUCUAUGUGCUGUGCGAAAUUGAUAAAGAGGGUCAGCAUAUUGUGGGUUAUUUUUCGAAGGAGAAAGAAUCACCGGAAGGAAAUAAUGUGGCUUGCAUUUUAAUUCUGCCUCCGUAUCAGCGCAAAGGCUAUGGAAAGCUGUUGAUUGCCUUUAGCUACGAAUUGUCCCGUCGGGAGGGCAUCGUAGGAAGUCCAGAGAAGCCGCUGUCGGAUUUAGGUCGACUCAGCUACCGCAGUUACUGGGCUUACACUUUGCUGGAGCUAAUGAAGGAAUACCGUACGACAACCAUUAAGGAGUUGAGCGAGCUAUCUGGUAUUACGCAGGACGACAUAAUCUACACCCUGCAGUCCAUGAAAAUGGUUAAAUAUUGGAAGGGACAGCACGUGAUUUGCGUUACGUCCAAGGCGGUUCAAGAACACCUGCAGCUGCCGCAGUUCAAAAAACCUAAGCUGAUGAUCGACUCUGCAUAUCUCAAGUGGGCCCCGCAAAAGCGUGCCAUUCCAGUAAAGCAGAUCAAAAAAGCUUGAACCGUAAGUAAGACAACAAAAUUGAAGGCGAAUUAUGUUCUUUAUUUUUUAUUCCUAUAAGCAAACGUCUAAAAUGUACGACUAUUUUUAAUUUUUACUAUCUAAAAGUAACGUAUUUUUGGUAGCAUAGCUGUAAAAGAAUUCCUUAGGGUUACUGGCCAAUAUGUUCGGACAAAUAAUCGACAACUGAGCGAAAAUCUUUGAAGAUACCACUAACCUUGGGGAUAGUAUCCUCAGUAUA
This is a messenger RNA of Sabethes cyaneus, 1940 nucleotides long. Its product is annotated as histone acetyltransferase KAT8-like. Bases 218 to 1699 code for a protein of 493 amino acids. The record is from RefSeq and is a predicted model, not a curated record. Gene Ontology annotation, biological process: regulation of DNA-templated transcription. The transcript has 2 exons. Lineage: Eukaryota; Metazoa; Arthropoda; Insecta; Diptera; Culicidae. Gene Ontology annotation, molecular function: histone acetyltransferase activity.